Molecule: messenger RNA, 5415 nt
Organism: Schistocerca cancellata (South American locust)
Lineage: Eukaryota; Metazoa; Arthropoda; Insecta; Orthoptera; Acrididae
Product: amphoterin-induced protein 3-like
Exons: 5
Coding region: 160-1206 (348 amino acids)
Cellular component (GO): voltage-gated potassium channel complex
Molecular function (GO): transmembrane transporter binding; potassium channel activator activity; voltage-gated potassium channel activity
Source: RefSeq, a predicted model, not a curated record
GGCCGAGCCAGCCAACAGCUAGCGGACGGCAGCAGCGGGCAACGAGCGGCAUGCGGCGCGGGGUGGCGGCACGGACGGCGGUCUAGCCCUCGAGUUCUGGUGUUGAGUGUGCUGUGAGCAAGUGGGGAUCACGAGUGACGUUGACUGUUGGACACCACAAUGAGAAUAAAGAUGAUCUGGUGGUGGCUGCUGUUGCUGGCGGCGGCGCUCUGCUGCGCGGCCUUCGAGCUUCCAGAGAAGGGACGCGGCUGCGUCGUGCUGCGGACGCACGGCAUGCUGGGAGCGGACUGCAGCUCCAGGGACCUCAGGGACGUCCCGCAGAACCUCGACACCCGCAUAGAGGUUCUGGAUGUGUCUGACAACAAGAUAAGAGAGCUCACUACCAACUCUCUGUCAAAAUAUUCCAGUCUGAGGUUUCUCUACUUAGGAGAUAACACGAUAUACCUUGCGGACGAUGGAGUGUUCACUCCUCUAAGUUCCCUAGAGGUUCUCGAUCUCUCUUUGAAUGUAUUCCGUAGAAUACCCUUCGAUGUUCUGCGGUUGCCCGUGUUAAGAAAACUCGACUUUUCGCAAAACGGGAUUAUUCUGGACGAUCCAGAUGUUUACAAAGGUGCUCCAGUCAGCAACAGCCUGAAGGUGCUGUCACUUGCCAAGAACAAGCUGAAAGAAUUUCCCCCUCUGUGGAUGGUGCCUCAGUUAGAGUACUUAAAUGUUUCAGGGAAUGAACUGCGAAGUAUAAAAAUCACAGACAUUGCUCCAAUGUGUCGCUUGAAAGAAAUAGAUGCAAGCCACAACUCAAAAUUGUUUAAAGGUGGACUCGAUAAGUGUGACUGUUACUUGUUCUCCACAUGGAUUGAGAGGAGGAACAUUAAGUUAAUUCCGCAAGUGUCUCUCAACUGCCCUCCAACCGAUACAGAACUCUGUGAGAAUUCAACAUCACUGAGAGAAGCAUUAGAUCUCCAUUCGAGAUGUAAUAGCAAAGUAGAGACAUUUCAGCGUCAAGCUGCAAUAAAGAAGACAUGGAUGUGGGCAGGGAUAGCAGCUGCUAUCUUUGUGAUCAUUGUGCUCACUGGGGCACUGUUUAUGCACUGCAGGAAUUCCUCCAGGAGAAAAGUGUCUGCAAACAAUAACAACCAGAUGGUGUGUAAUGAUGUGAAGAAAAUGCCUCCAGACCCUUCAUCUUCGCAGCUCCUACAAGACUUGUAGUUCUUAAUGGAGCAGAGAGUGACUCGAGCUUCCUACACUUUCUCUCAUCUCUUUGUACAUAAAACUGUUCUGCAAUACGACUGUGAUGUUUCUGUGAUGUAAGUGGUUAGUAUUAGUUUCGCUUCGUGAAAGUGAAUGCACUGAAAAUAUGAUAGUGCAAAGACAUUCAAAGACAAUAUAUACAAUCACUUUAGUGUUCAGUGUGGCUGUGACUAGAGCAAGAAACUAUAGCUUACAAACUUACCAUGUCCAGCAUUUAUGUGCCUAAGAAGUGUUCCAUGAAGUUUAUGAAAGUUAUGACAACUCGAGGAGAUAACAGACCAAGCAAAUCUAUUUGAAAUUUUGCUGCAGAUCAAAGGCAGUUAAAUAGCAUUCAUCAUCUUAUUGAGUGAGAAGCAGUUUUUGGCAAAACUAUGAACUUCAAAAUGAAAGAAUGAAGUAAGAGUAUAUUCAAUAAUAAAAGUUUGCUGGAAUUGGCUGUGUUCUUUUCAGCAGAUAUUAUUUUCAAGAUAGGCUGUAGAGGUUAUCUAAUUCAUACUGCUUUAGAACGUGAAUGAGGUUUAUUUCUGAUGUGUUUAGGUGAAAAUAAGGGGACCCCCAAGGUUUCUCAUUGCCCUCAACAAUAUUUUUACUCCUCUAAAAUUAGUAUAGAGCUAAAAGUUAAAGAGAAAAGUGAUCUUAAAACCUACGAGCACCUUCAUUUAGCAAUAUUUAUUAUAGAACAGUUAUUUUGAUUAUGAACUGUUCAAAUUCCUAUGUCGCAUUGUUACAAUCUUUGUUGAGGUACUGGUACAGACGUUAACUGUCAACAGAAUCUGCAUGGAAGUCAUUUGAGUAUAAAUAUUAUUGAUGUUUUAAAUUUGAUUAAGACAGUAUAAAAAUCUCCAGUAACAGAAUGUUACUUUUAAUGACAUCCAUGAAAUUGCAGAGGCAGUUAUAUAAAAGAUUAAAUUUGUUAUGUAGUGACGAGUGUGUCAUUUUAUCAGAUAUGCUGAAUGGUGACUUGUACUAUAUCAGACGAAGUUUGGAAAGUUGGACAGUUCCUAUAUGUUCUUCUUGAAUGCACUGUAAAUAUGCUCAUUCAGUGAACUGCUUGUUAAUUAUCAGAAUGCAGUAAAAUCAUUUCUCACAGUGUAGCACAAUGACAGCAACAAUGCUGAGUAGGUGUUCUUACCUUACAAUCUAUGUAACAUAAAUCACUGCUGAUCAAUAUAUUCGAACUAAUUCGGUGAAUGUUAGACAUUUAAGCCAGUUCGUAGGCUAUUUUCUUGUUAGUAUGAGCUUUUGUAUGUUGUAACUUGACUGAAAAUGAGGUUUUGCCAACAUUUUGGUUUCAUGUAGUGUGUUCAAUAUUUGCUAGUGAUCACCACCUUGCAUGCCCCCUGCCCGCCCUUCCCAUCACAUAUACAUACACAGUUACAAAUUUUAAAUCCUACAAGUUUUCCAGUUUAAUGUAGGUGCUUGUAAACACAUCUCUUCUUUUUGUUCUUUUGCCCAUUUUCUUCAUAAUGUGGAAUGUUAAUGGCCCAUGUGAGAUUUACUCAUUAGUCAUUUGGCAAAAUAGUGCAUGUGUAACAUUAAGCUAAAACCUUAUUUUCCUUCCUACCUUUAAUUUUCUAGAUACUUUCCACAUACAGUUAGACAAUAAAGUCACUUGUGUUGUGUGAUGUGUAUUAAUCUCUACUUGUCUAGCCAGAUUUCACAGUGUAAAAACUGCCUAAUAUGUUGUUACAGUUUUAAAUCCUGUUUUUUUAUUGGGUCUUUUCGUAGGCUAAGAGUUGCGAAUUUUGUAGGUGUGUUACACUCUUAAUGUCUUCAUGUUCAGUGUAUCAUAUAAAUCGGCUUUACAUCUUUAAGUUAAAGGGAGUAUCAAUGCUCUAUCCUGAUAAUGUUCAAUUUAACAUAGUUGUAGCCCAUUCCUUUAGGAACUAUCAGAGACAUUAAAACUUUGAAAGGAUGUAGUGAAAUAUCUUACACAUUCACUGAUUUCUUAGCACAUAUCUCACUUUGUUAGGGAUCAAGACAUGAAUUUAAUGUAGGUCUUAAAAAUUUAAGCAACUUUUAAAAAAUAUUUUUAUGAUCAAAGAAUGAGUGCUAUCUGUACCAGUGUAGAUCCACAUAAAUAAAUAUCACCACCAAUAAGAGGUAAAAAUUACAUAACAUUAGUUCGAGUAGCUUCUGAGAUAAUGGGAAACACUUGCAAAAACCUAGUUUAUCAGAAAUUGCACUUGAAAGUUGAAGUAAAGGAAAACUCACUAUUGAAUGAAGUGACAGCCUAAGCCUCUCCAGCUUUCGAAUCUUUCUCUUUCUGGGGAUCUUGCUGCUGCUGCUGCUGCUGCUGCUGCUGUUGUAUUUUUUAACAAAGUUUCUGCCUUGAGGACUCACUGACUAUCCAUUUCUUGAAGGAUUGUCUCUGUAUUGUGGCCAGACUUCAAAUUUCUUCAGAACUUUUAUUCUGUUUGCAUUCAUCACUGAAGGAGUUCACAGCACUAUUGACCCCAGUAUUCACUCUUUUCAAGCCCACAAAUACACAUUUGUACACCCUGGUCCAUUUUACAUUGUUGACUCAUUUACAGUUUGAGGAUUUCCUGCAAGGCAUUUCUUCAGAAGAUCUGGAUGUCCUAUAUCUCUAUGUGCUGGGUUUACUACUGCUCUAACAGCUUCAGGGAUGGCAUUUCAAUGGGUAUACUUAGUUCCUGUUGCCUCAGCUCUAAAGUAUUACACGAGUCAAUUGAACACAAUUUGUGUAGUGGUUUCUCAUCACUUAACUUUGCCCAGACAGCAUUUCUCAUUUCUUACAGGUUAUCUGUAUUCUUGCUAAUGGCUUGGCCAAAGUAUUCACUUUUAUGUCAGCCAGACAUCAUUUAAACAGUCUCGCCUUCUUCAACCUUUUUGCUAGAAACGUUCUGCCUGAUUUUAUGCAGUCAGGUAUCCAUUCAUUUACGCACAGGACACAUAUUCUAACUUUCGUGGUGUUACAUCGUCAUAGGGCCUGCUGUCAAUUAUUGAUUUGAAUGAACUGGAAUCACCAUCACAAUGAAUUCAGCAUAGCAAACCCCAUGUUGUUCUUGACAGUGCUGAAAGAUCCUCAGUGAUAAGAAACUUCCAUACCUCCACUGGAUCCCUCAUAUGUUUUUUGACAGUUAUGUUCAUACAGUUGUUUAUUUUCAUUAUUAGUACCAACUUUUGUGCAUCUACGGCAAUGUUUCAACAGUACUUCAACAUCAAGCAUCUGCCCCUUAUCAAUACUUACAGCAGCUGCACUAGAUUGUUUAGCUUCAUGGUCCAUUUUCUUCCACAGUCCAUCAAAUGCUAUUCAAAUGUUAUUGUUACCAUUAUUUCUGUCAACUACUUUUACUGUUGCAGAUUUAAUUGAGUCUUUGCUAUUACUUCUACCACCAUUUCCCCCAAAAGCAUCUGUGUACCUUGAAACAUUAGUAACUGACAAUGACAGAUUCAUAAGAGCACACAGUUUUUCCAGCCCAAGAGUCUUUACUGAUGCAUUUCAGCCCAUAGAAAUAUCUGAUGUUCGUCUCAGAAAGGAUACUGUUCUACAUUCUUCAGAGGUCUAGAAUUCUUUCUUACUCUCUCAUCUCGAACAAGAUACUUCCAAACUAAGAACUAAACUAUUUCUUUUGAAGACAUUUUUAGAAAUUAUCCUCUCUCCAUCACACAGAUUACAGCAUUCAGUUUCAUUGAACAUUGUGGUCAUUCAUUACUGUUAACAGGCCGCUUCUUCAAAGCACUUGAUGUAAAGCAUUUCAUUCAGUGUUGCCUGCCCUAACCACAUUCUCUGAAUGUGGGGUUACAAAAGGUCAUGAUCUUUAGAAUCCAUUUAAAGGAUUUCUUCUCCUCCCAAUUAUUCCCAUUGGUGGAGUCAUAUUAAAGAGAGAGACACAAUUCAGUGAGCAACACGUUCAAAUGUACACUAUGAAAGGUGUAAAGCGAGUUACAAAAAUUGGUUGUUACUACACAUUAUACCACAAACAGGAAGUGGUAUCAGAGCAACCAAUGUAACAGCAGGUGGUUUACUGUAAAUCAACGUAAAUCACGGUCUUCAGGACCAAACAGCUCCCGAGAUAACUUGUUGUAACUGUGAAAGUGUUCAUUGAAACUGUAGAAAUUACUUAAUUACUUAAUUUUAAAAUAAAUUAAAAGUACAUAGUUAUCUAAAAUGUACAGAACAUACACAAAAUUAGAGAGAAAUUC